Molecule: messenger RNA, 1243 nt
Organism: Ilex paraguariensis (yerba mate)
Lineage: Eukaryota; Viridiplantae; Streptophyta; Magnoliopsida; Aquifoliales; Aquifoliaceae
Source: the annotation of a GenBank genome assembly
AACUAUUUAUUUAAUAGUUUUUAAGUCUAUCUGAUGUUUCUUAAAAAGAAUUCAAUCACGUGACAUUGACGACGUGUCAUUCGCUAGUUGUUUAGUCAGUGUUGAGCUGACGUGGCUACCACAGGCAAGUUUUAUCUUCCACCCUUUUUAGUCCCAGUUUCACUCCCCUCUUCGCUCUGCCUAGAAGGCUUUCCUUCCCUUUCUGUCCGCUUCAAACCUCCCCUUCCCUUGCACUCGAAUCCAGUCUCUCUCUCUCUCUCUCUCUCUCUCUCUCUCACACACACACACACAGAGGGUGCGUGUUUUACUAGCUAUAUUUGCUGGAAUGGCAAAAACACAAGGUGAUGAUGCCUCAGAACCCCUGAAAUAUCAGACAUGGGCCUUGAAAGUCUCCAUCCACUGCGAAGGCUGCAGGAAGAAAGUUAAGAAAAUCCUUCAGAGCAUCGAUGGUGUUUAUACGACAGAGAUCGAUUCUCAGCAACAAAAGGUUAUAGUAACAGGAAACGUGAACGCAGAGACUUUGAUCAAGAAGCUGGUGCAAAAAGGGAAGCACGCCGAGCUUUGGCCGCAAAAUUCUGCCAAUCAGGAGAAAAAGUCCGGCAAGUCAAAGAAGAAGAAGAAACAAAACGACUCCAAAAGUAGCGGAAACACAAGUGACGCUGAGAACAAUUUAGCGGACAAAACAGAACACUCUGCUAAAGAUAGUGCCAGUGGAAAAGCAACCGAGAGUGGGCAGGCUGAGAAGAAGCCGGAGAACACUCAAGAUGGCGGUGAUCAGUCGCCGGCGGAGGAGGAAGAGGGUGGUGAAAAUGAGGAGGCUGCUCCGGCAGGCGGUAAUGGCGGCGGCGGCGGCAAUGGAGGUAAAAAGAAGAAAAAGAAGGGGAAAAAGAGUAAUACAACCAACGGUGAGGGUGCAAACGGAGGCGAUGCACCGGCGGGCACCGGAUCUCCUAUGGUUACUGGGGAGCUUGACCCACGUACUGGGCCGAUGAAUCUCAGCCGUCCACUUCCGCAGGAAUACCCAUAUCCACCAUCCUUUUAUCCACCACCAGUAUAUGGGUUAAGCUACAAUGCUUCGUAUCCAAGUACUAGCUCUUCCUAUUAUAUGCCACCACGGUAUGCUUAUACUCAUGACCCACGACCCUAUAGGUACCCACCACCACCUCCACCGUCUGAUCCGAUUGGGACAUAUAACGAUGAUCAUGAAUAUGAUGAUGAUGAAGGUGGGUGCUUUAUCAUGUGA